Molecule: messenger RNA, 2160 nt
Organism: Auanema sp. JU1783
Lineage: Eukaryota; Metazoa; Nematoda; Chromadorea; Rhabditida; Rhabditidae
Source: the annotation of a GenBank genome assembly
CUGUGUAAUGAACUUAACUUUCAGCUACUCGGAAACAAUACUUUUGUAAUUUAUGAUGUCAAUAAGGAUGAUGAAGGUUUAUACUAUUGUAAUGUUAGUAAUAAGUAUGGAAUUAAUCGAUCAACUAAUAAAUUACAAGUUUAUAAACCAACAUAUUUUGUUAAAAUUCCAACUCCAAAACGUUUAACACUAGAAGCUGGACAGACGACAGAACUGUUCUGUCAAGCCAUAUCUGAUCCUCGUCUUUCAAUUGAUUAUAGAUGGACUAUUAAUGGAGAGCGAAUUAACAACUCUGAAACAUUCCAAAUUCUCAAAGAUCGUCUACGUAUCGUAGCUGCUAGAGGUAGACACAGUGGAAUCAUAGACUGUGCCGCUGUUACAGAUGUUGAUGUUAAACUGGCAUCAAUGCAAUUGAUAGUCAAAGACGUUCCCGCUAAUCCUGAAGUUGAUACUCCUAUGUGCUCAGAGAGGAAGGCAAUCAUCAGGUUCAAAAAAUCAAAUGAUCAUGCCGAUACAAUUCGAAAGUAUAUUAUCGAAGUUAUGACUGAUUUCCGAAAGGGUUUCUGGGAGCGUGUUGUUGAAGAAACAAACAUAAGCAAGCAUUUGUAUGAAGUCGAUGUCACCUUAACUCCUUGGGUAAACUAUACUUUCCGAGUUGUAGCCGAAAACUCUCAUGGACGAUCAGAUGCCAAAGUUGGCUCUGAUGUUGAAGACGUUGCUCAAACUGUUAAAUGCAGUACCAGACCUUCAUUCCCAUAUACGAAUCCAUCAGGUGUCUGGGCUGAGGGUAACGAACCUGAUAAUUUGAUAAUUUAUUGGAAUCCGAUGGAUAAAUAUUAUUGGAACGCUCCAAAUCUCCAGUACCUCAUUAGGUAUAAGCUGAAUGAACCUCAUGCCCCAUGGACUGAAUUUUUGGUAGAAGAUGCCUUAGCUAACCACACAAUCAUCAGAGAACAACCAACAUUCCGUGAAUACUUGGUUCAAGUUCGAGCUGUGAAUGCUAUAGGCUUGAGUAUUGUUGAGCCGGAGUCAGUGAAAGGAUACUCAGGAGAAGACAUUCCAACACUAACUCCUAACAACUUGAGAGUUGAUCAAGUUCGUAACUUCACAUCUGUCUCAUUCUCAUGGGAGGAAGUAGAUCCAAAGAGUGCGAAUGGAAAAUUCGAAGGCUAUGAGAUAGAAUAUUGGAAAGAUUCAGGAAGAAAGUAUAAGAUAACUGUACCACCAGGUGUUCAUAAUAAGACAAUAACCGUCUUUUCUGCAAACUCUAACUAUACGGCUGUGAUCAGAACGAAAAACAAGCAUCAUGUCAGUCAUGAAAGUAAUUCUGUUCGAUUUGAAAUGCCUGAAGGAAUUCCUUCCAAAGUUCAUGGACUGCGAGUUAUAUCAGUUGGAGCAAGCUCUCUACUAAUUCAAUGGGAAAAGCCUCGUGUUCCCAAUGGAGUAAUUCGCGGAUACUUCCUCUCCUUUGAGAAUGAUAAAAAUGAAACCGAAGAAACUUAUGUUGUUCAUAAACGAACUUACUAUUUGCAUGAAAAAUGCAGUUCGGAUACUCUUUAUAAGGUUGGAGUUUGGGCUGAAACAAGUGCUGGAGAGGGACCAAAGCUCUUAAGGACAGUGAGGACAUGGCCAGCAGGAUCUCCUGACACACCAGUCUUCGAAGUGUUCAAUGUAACCAAGAAUUCAAUGAUUGUUCGAUGGAUUCCUUCGAACUCUUCAGUUUGGAAAAUGCCAGGCUCUUCAUUCUCUGUUAAUUACUCCGUUGAAGGAAGUAAUGAUUAUAUAGAAUCCCAGCGAGUCUACUUACCUGAUACACUAAUCGCUCUUGAAAAUUUGCAAGAAUCAACGAGAUAUUCUCUGGUUGGUGUAGCCAAAGAUGGAAAUGAAAUGACUAAAACUGAUGAUCCACUGCCAAUAACGACUCUAUCAAAGAUAAAUAUGAGUGAAAUGCAAAAAGAAAAUCUGCGAUCAAUCGUAUGGUUUAUAGCCAUCCUUAUAGUAGUUUGCAUAGCUAUGAUGACGAUAUUCUUAACAUGUUGUUGUGAAGAACGAAAAGGGCGACGAUAUGGUGUCCACAGAAAGGAAAGAGAAAUACGUAAUCCAGUGGAAUCAGAAGAAGAAAGAAAGUUUCUUGAAUAUCAGUACGGGUACAAAAGUUGA